AUGCAGAUUUUCGUCAAAACCCUGACGGGUAAAACCAUCACCCUUGAGGUUGAAUCUAGCGAUACCAUCGACAAUGUUAAAACAAAGAUCCAAGACAAGGAGGGUAUUCCGCCCGACCAACAGCGCUUGAUCUUUGCUGGUAAACAGCUUGAGGACGGCCGCACCCUCUCCGACUACAACAUCCAGAAGGAAUCAACCCUUCACUUGGUUCUUCGCCUCCGUGGCGGUAUGCAAAUCUUCGUCAAGACUCUUACAGGGAAGACCAUUACCCUCGAAGUCGAGUCCUCUGAUACCAUCGAUAACGUCAAAACCAAAAUUCAAGACAAGGAAGGUAUCCCGCCUGACCAGCAGCGCUUGAUCUUCGCCGGAAAACAACUGGAAGACGGCCGCACCCUCUCUGAUUACAACAUUCAGAAGGAAUCCACCCUUCAUCUUGUCCUUCGUCUUCGUGGUGGCAUGCAAAUCUUCGUGAAAACUUUGACUGGAAAAACGAUCACAUUGGAGGUUGAGUCUUCCGAUACAAUCGAUAAUGUGAAAACGAAAAUUCAAGACAAGGAGGGAAUUCCACCAGACCAACAGCGACUUAUUUUUGCCGGGAAACAACUUGAAGAUGGCCGCACUCUAUCGGAUUACAAUAUUCAGAAGGAAUCCACGCUCCAUCUUGUCCUUCGGUUGCGAGGUGGCAUGCAAAUUUUCGUGAAGACCUUGACCGGCAAGACUAUUACAUUAGAAGUCGAAUCAUCAGACACAAUUGACAACGUAAAGACAAAGAUCCAAGACAAAGAAGGUAUUCCCCCAGACCAGCAAAGACUUAUUUUUGCUGGAAAGCAGCUUGAAGACGGCCGAACGCUCUCCGAUUAUAACAUCCAAAAGGAGAGUACUUUGCAUUUGGUUUUGAGAUUGCGCGGCGGCAAUUAA
Uncinocarpus reesii 1704 is the source of this 918-nucleotide messenger RNA. RefSeq names its product ubiquitin. The coding region runs from base 1 to 918 and encodes 305 amino acids. Gene Ontology annotation, biological process: modification-dependent protein catabolic process; protein ubiquitination. The transcript has 2 exons. Gene Ontology annotation, cellular component: nucleus; cytoplasm. Gene Ontology annotation, molecular function: ubiquitin protein ligase binding; protein tag activity. NCBI's taxonomy places the organism in Eukaryota, Fungi, Ascomycota, Eurotiomycetes, Onygenales, Onygenaceae. The record is from RefSeq and is a predicted model, not a curated record.